Lasiodiplodia theobromae is the source of this 1272-nucleotide messenger RNA. Its product is annotated as 60s ribosomal protein l36. The transcript has 5 exons. The record is from RefSeq and is a predicted model, not a curated record. Bases 1 to 1272 code for a protein of 423 amino acids. NCBI's taxonomy places the organism in Eukaryota, Fungi, Ascomycota, Dothideomycetes, Botryosphaeriales, Botryosphaeriaceae.
AUGUCAUCGGAAGAGCUCGAGGCUCUCCUUGCUGCACCGGCACUCGAGCCCCCGCCGGGUGUCACUGCCAACUUCGACAAUCCGCCCAACCGUAAUGGCCUCGCCUGGGGCGUGACGACAGCUUGCACCGUCAUUUUGACUUUGUGCCUUCUCAUCCGCCUCUACGCACGGACUUGGAUGGAAAAGAAGCUUCGUGUUGAAGAAGCCUUGAUGCUCUGUGCAUAUGGAGCCUACUGGGGCACAGCAUACGCCGGUUAUUCCCUGAUCUUUUCGCCUGGCUACUAUGUCCACACCUGGAAUCUCCGCAAUGGAGACCUUGUCUAUCCGCUUUGGCUCAUUCUCAUCUACGGAAGCUGCUACUCAGCCGUGCAGCCAUUGAUUAAGACUGCCAUCCUGCUAGACUGGGCUCGUAUCUUCGUCCCCUCCGACAAAUACAAGAACACAUUUUGGUGGGGCUGCAUGGUCAUUUCCGGCUUUCAAUGCCUCUGGGGGGUUCUUUGCAUUAUUCUUCUGAACAUGCAAUGCAUCCCACACAAUGCCAUCUGGGAAUUCUACGUUCCAAGCAAAUGUUACGAACUGCCCAAGGUUAUGCUGUCGUCGGGCAGCAUCCAGGUCAUUACCGACAUCGCCAUGGUAUUGCUGCCGCAAAAGAUGAUUUGGGGCCUUCACCUAAACUGGCAAAAGAAACUGGGUGUGUCCAUCAUUUUCGGAGUCGGUGUCAUCGCCUCGGUCGCAGCCUGUUUCCGCCUUGCCCAUACAGUUGCUUUCUCCAAGACGACGGACAGCAUGCACCUAAUCGGGCCGCUCCUGUUCUGGGCGUGCGCCGAAAUGACAUGCGGCUUCUUCGUCUUGAGCAUACCCUGUCUCCCCAAAAUCGUCAAGGAGUCCCCGCUUCCCCGCAACCUCAAGAAGGCGCUCGGCCUCAGCUCCAAGACCGCCGAGGCGGCGUCCAACGGGUACAACUCGAGUGGUUAUGUCUACGGCUCGCGCUCCGGCUCGCAUCAUAUUUCCAAGGUGUCAAAGUCGGGAGUAGCCACGAACUCUUACUGCAAGAUGAAUGAGGAAGGCACGUCCUUAUCCAACCUCGACAGGUCGGAAUCGCAAGAGCAGUUGAGAGAUGGCAGUUACUACAACGUAGAUGGAAAGACAACGGUUCAGGUGACGCACACAACAGAGAUUACCGUCACCGACGUCGAAGCACAUUCCGCUAGUAGUUUCAGAGAAGGCGCCGCUCCGUGGACGAGGCAGGAGGUGGCAAGACAUUAUGUUUGA